Diutina rugosa is the source of this 1038-nucleotide messenger RNA. Its product is annotated as alpha/beta fold hydrolase. The record is from RefSeq and is a predicted model, not a curated record. The coding region runs from base 1 to 1038 and encodes 345 amino acids. The transcript has a single exon. Lineage: Eukaryota; Fungi; Ascomycota; Pichiomycetes; Serinales; Debaryomycetaceae.
AUGCCAUUGAAGCUUAUCCCGGAAUCGUCGCCGUUAUACACCUACACCACCGAAACCACCGCGGGGUACGACCAGCGGAAGCGGGGGCUGGUGUACGCCAGCCAGGACGUCGAGGUCGCCUACCGCAAGUACGUACGGCGAGAACCAGUGAAAGGAACCCCGCUUAAUCUUUUGUUCAACCACGGGAACGGCAUGAACAAGGCGGCGUGGCAUCGGAUGAUCGACUCGUUGUUUCACACGGUGCCCCAGCUCCAGUGUGCCGUGGCCACUGAUCUCAUUAAUCACGGCGACCUGGUGGAGGCCAACCAAGACAAAUUGGGCUACGACUACUGGUGGCUGGACAGUGCCCACGACUGUAAUCUUGUGGCUAAGGCGCAGCCAGAGUUCUCUGCAGGGGUUAACGUGGUGGUGGGACAUCUGAUGGGGGGGUGCAUUGCGUUGAUGCAGUGUGAGUUCGAGCCCCAGUUGUGGCAGGCGUGUAUUGUCGUCAAUCCUACUGCCUAUAUUGACGACGAAUUUGAGGAUCUCAUGGCGGUAGCCAUCCCCAUGUGGGAGCGAAGACCAUAUUUUAAGACGUCGUAUGACACUAAGGGUAAAGACUGGUGGCAGACGGCGUGGGACUUUUACCGGAAAAAGUCGUUCUUCCGGUUAUUCCCCGAUGAAGAGUUGAAUAAUGUGCUUUACGAUGAGUUUAACGGACGCUACCAAUUAGGUGAGAGUUAUGAUGAAGUGAGACCUAAGGCCACGGCCAAGAUCCAGUCGCAGAUCUACUGGCAGUUCCCCCGGUGUGCGCGGGAAGCAAUGGCCGGGUAUAAGAAUAUUAAGACGCCCGUAUACAUUAUUUGGGGAGACCGCGAUACCACGCCUGAAGAUAGACUGUUGGAGUUGAGAAAGAUGCUCCCGCUGUUGGUGGAGGUGGUCGAAGUUCCCGAUGGGAAACACUUGAUGGUACAGGAGAUCCCCGAGGUUGUCGGUGGCCACUUAUUACUGGCAAUCACUAAAGCGUAUAAGGGGGCAAACACGACCUCCAAGUUGUAA